AUGGUUCUACACGGUGCUCCUCUUCCUCCAGCUUAUUCAAGAAACGAAACUUGUGUUGCUUGCCACUUACCUAUCACCGGAGACCAGCUGAAAUGCCAAAACUGUCCCAAUCUCUCGUUCUGUUAUCCCUGCUAUGAUUCUGAAGCCUCCCGCCGUCACACUUAUGAACACAACUUUGUACGAUACGUUCUCGAUGCUCAGACCGGACAACGGUAUCCUGCUCAUCAAGCAGACUGCGAUGUGUGUCAAAAACCAAUCACCACCAGCUUUUACAUGUGCAAGCCGUGUUUGGAUUACGGUGUGUGCGAGCCAUGUUUUAAGAAUUCCGCAGAGGUUUUAAAGCAUCGCAAAACCCAUUAUUUUUAUAAAAUUGAUGACUUUACAUCUCUUAAAUUACAAGCGGAUCAGAUUAUUUUACCCAAGCAUAACUUUGUUUGUGAUGGCGUUAACUGUCGAGGGAAAAAUAAACACAUUGUGGGCAACAUGUAUCUUUGUGAAGUAUGCACCGACUUUGGUUUAUGCGAGGCCUGUGAAUUAAGUCCAUUAAACGAUCACAAUGUGACUCAUGUUGUUCGGAAAUUCAGACAUCCAAUGUCACAAAAAGAUUUUGAGUCAACAAAGCAAAAAAUUGCAGCAAAAGGGGAGGCUGAUGUGACCAAUGCAGCUUUUAAUAAUGGAAUGAUGACGCUGAUGAGAGCCAGAGUUAAUGCUACAAACGCAUUUGGAUUUGCUCAGAAUCCAACUCAUGGGCAAUGGUAA
Magnusiomyces paraingens is the source of this 759-nucleotide messenger RNA. RefSeq lists its product as uncharacterized. NCBI's taxonomy places the organism in Eukaryota, Fungi, Ascomycota, Dipodascomycetes, Dipodascales, Dipodascaceae. The coding region runs from base 1 to 759 and encodes 252 amino acids. The record is from RefSeq and is a predicted model, not a curated record. Gene Ontology annotation, molecular function: zinc ion binding. The transcript has a single exon.